Suillus plorans is the source of this 358-nucleotide messenger RNA. RefSeq lists its product as uncharacterized. The transcript has a single exon. The coding region runs from base 78 to 290 and encodes 70 amino acids. NCBI's taxonomy places the organism in Eukaryota, Fungi, Basidiomycota, Agaricomycetes, Boletales, Suillaceae. The record is from RefSeq and is a predicted model, not a curated record.
CACUUAAGUAACUUUGUUUCUCCGCUACUCAUAAUUUUCUCGCGCGCUGUGCAAUAUCAAAUGGUUCAAACAGAGUCAUGCUACACUCCCUGUGCUUAGGGCUGGUAUAUAGUCCACUUUUUCCUACUUCCUAUCCACUUUUUCCCCCUCCUACCCUCAUUCUCCCACCUCCCUUAGCUUCUAAGAGACUUUACCUCGUUUUACUAUAUGUGCAUGUUAUCAUGAAUAAAACAGAACAUUUUAGAUCAAGGAACAAUUGUUCUGCCAGGGGCCCGAGGUGUAGGAGCUAAUAAUGACGCUCGUGCAGAUUCUGUUGUACACUUAGCAUGAGCCCACAUAGGUCUAUUUAUGUUAGAAU